AUGGCUUUAUUAAUUCCCGAACCAACUCGUGCCGUCUUUUCUCGCGUCGCGGUGGCAUUCUCGUCCGGCGCGAUCGGCGGGCUGUGCAUCGGGCUAGCCGUGCCGCUGCUUGCUGCGGCGGGACUCAUGGAUGUUCUAGGUAUCGCCAUUCACCCGCAGUUAACGCCGCCGUUCGUGUACCAGAAAGUCGUGUGGGGCGGCAUCUGGGGUUUCAUCCUGCUCAUUCCCUUCAAUACAAGCACACUCGCCAAAGGAGCACUCUUUGGGGCGUUGGGUCCAGGCUUGGUGCAGCUCCUAGUUGUGUUCCCACUCAAAGAAACG
This is a messenger RNA of Closterium sp. Naga37s-1, 321 nucleotides long. Lineage: Eukaryota; Viridiplantae; Streptophyta; Zygnematophyceae; Desmidiales; Closteriaceae. The record is from the annotation of a GenBank genome assembly.